Camellia sinensis is the source of this 3627-nucleotide messenger RNA. RefSeq lists its product as uncharacterized. Gene Ontology annotation, biological process: protein phosphorylation. The record is from RefSeq and is a predicted model, not a curated record. NCBI's taxonomy places the organism in Eukaryota, Viridiplantae, Streptophyta, Magnoliopsida, Ericales, Theaceae. Gene Ontology annotation, molecular function: ATP binding; protein kinase activity; receptor serine/threonine kinase binding.
AUGGCGUGUGGGCUGUGCUAAACCACACAAACUCACUCAUUGAUCCCUCCCUGACUACUCAUUGAUCCCUCCCACACCCAACCAGCAAACACAAUCAGCUAGCUAGUUCAUUCACAUAUGGAUCUGAUACUGUCAUGCCCAUUCCAUCUUUUCAUGCACCUUGUUCUCUUCUUCAGUCUAAGUUCUGGCUUUCCGCGUGUUGCUGCUCACUCUCCGCAUUCCGGUAAUGAGACCGAUAAGCUAGCCUUGCUAGCAUUCAAGGCUGCAAUAACUUGCAAUCCGUCUGGCGCUCUAACCACGUGGAAUGCAUCUAUCUGCUUCUGUCAGUGGGUUGGUGUAACAUGUGGCCGCCAACACCAGAGAGUCAUUGCAUUAAACCUGCACGAUCAAAAAUUGACAGGGCCUAUUUCGCCUCACAUCGGAAAUCUAAGUUUUCUCAGGGAACUACAGUUGUCUAACAACAGCUUGAGUCAUAAAAUCCCCCCAGAGCUCAGCCGUUUGCGGAGACUGCAGAUGUUGUCACUGCAUAAUAAUUCAAUUACUGGUGAAAUUCCCACUAAUAUAUCUGCUUGCCUUAACCUCGUCACCCUUGACCUUUCUUUCAAUAAGCUGGCCGGGAAAAUUCAUAUGGAGCUUGGUUCCUUAUCUAAGCUUGAGAUAAUCUCAUUUCGGAGGAACAAUCUAGUAGGAGAAGUCCCAUCUACUUUUGGGAAUCUUUCUUCUCUUCAAAAGUUUAUUGCACCAGAAAAUGGUAUUAGCGGGAACAUUCCUGAUGCGCUGGGUCGACUGACAAACUUGCAAGUUCUGGGAUUGGGAGGGAACAGGUUGGUUGGCACCAUACCUUCCUCAAUAUUUAAUCUCUCUUCUAUGGUAGUUCUUAAUGUGGCCCUCAACCAACUUCGAGGGAGGCUUCCAUCAGACCUAGGCGUUACUUCUACUAAUCUCCAAUUCCUCAGCUUCACUGAAAAUUUUUUUACUGGGUACAUUCCAAUUUCCAUAUCUAAUGCCUCCAAACUAAAACAACUCGCCAUCGAAAGCAAUAAAUUUACGGGAAAGGUGCCUCCUUUGGAAAAGUUACAUGAUCUUCAAUGGUUAUGUUUUGCUGAUAAUAAGCUCGGAACUGGGGAAGUUGAUGACUUGAGCUUUCUCUCCUCUUUAACGAACGCCACCAAUUUGCUCUAUGUGGGUUUGAGAAAUAACAGUUUCGGAGGGAAGUUGCCUGAAUCAGUCAGCAAUUUCUCCAUGAAUCUCAGUUUAUUAUUGUUGGACAACAAUAAAAUAUUUGGGAGCAUCCCAACUGGGAUUGGAAAUCUAGUCAACUUGCAGCAGAUUGAACUGGGGGAGAACCAAUUCACAGGUAAUAUUCCUACUGAUAUUGGGAAGCUUCAAGAAUUGCAAAUUUUUAGACUCUCAAAUAAUAAAUUCUCCGGAAACAUUCCUUCUUCUUUGGGAAAUUUAUCCUUGUUAUCGAAACUUGGUUUAAGUGGAAAUAAUUUUUAUGGGAGAAUCCCUUCAAGUCUAGGAAAAUGCCAAAUUUUGGAAGAACUAAAUCUCGAGCGGAAUAAUUUCAGUGGUUCUAUAACAAGAGAAGUUAUGAGUAUCUCGUCAAUAUUGCAUCUUAACCUAUCUCAAAACCAUUUGACUGGUUUCCUUCCGGGAGAAAUUGGAAACUUAAAAAAUCUGGAAGUACUAGAUGUUUCUGACAACAUGUUGUCGGGUGAAAUUCCAAGCACGAUUGGAACCUGUGUAAAAUUAAGAUUCCUAUAUAUGAAGGACAACAACUUCCAAGGGAUCCUUCCUUUAUCUUUAAGUUAUUUGAGAGGUAUGGAGGAAAUAGAUCUUUCUGUCAAUAAUUUCUCGGGAAAAGUCCCAGAAUAUUUGGAGAGCUUUUCCUUCUUACAGAAAUUAAAUUUGUCAUUAAAUGAUUUUGAAGGUGCAAUACCAGAAAGUGGCAUCUUUACCAAUGCAACUGCAGUUUUUGUUAAGGGUAACCCCAAGCUUUGUGGGGGUAUACCUGAGUUACAACUGCACAGUUGCAAUUCCAAAGGAUCUACUCUUACCUUGAAAUUAAUAAUCCCCACAAUUUUUGGGCUUUUAGGACUAAUUUUAAUGUUGUGUUUCCUAUAUCUCUGUUGGUUUCAAAAGAGAACAAAAAUGCCCUCUUCUAAAUUUCUAGGAAACACGUUUCUGAAAUUGUCCUACGAAAGUCUAGUCAAAGCUACUGAUGGGUUCUCUCCAAACAAUUUGAUCGGUGUGGGUAGUUUUGGUUCUGUGUAUAAAGCAAUUCUUGAUCAAGGUGGAAAUGCAGUUGCAGUGAAGGUGCUACACCUUCAAUUCCAUGGCGCCUCCAAGAGUUUCAUUGCUGAGUGUGAGACCAUGAAGUGCAUCAAACAUCGAAAUCUCGUCAAGCUUCUGACAACAUGUUCAAGCAUUGAUCAUCAUGGUAAUGAUUUCAAAGCUCUGAUUUAUGAGUUCAUGGUCAAUGGGAGCCUAGAAAAGUGGUUGCAUCCAAUUAAGAAUGAAGAUGAGGCACAUGAAGAUUCAAGAACAUUAAACCUUCUACAGAGAUUAAAUAUUGCCAUUGAUGUUGCUUCUGCACUUUGUUAUCUUCACCAUCAUUGCCUUGAACCAAUUGUUCAUUGUGAUUUGAAGCCGAGCAAUGUUCUUUUGGACAAAGAAAUGAUUGGACAUGUAGGUGAUUUUGGGUUAGCAAGAUUCCUUCCAGAAGCCACCUAUCAUUCAUUUGCCAAUCAAUCAAGUUCCAUUGGCAUAAUAGGGUCUGUUGGUUAUGCUGCUCCAGAGUACGGCAUGGGAAAUGAGGUGUCAACAUCUGGUGAUGUGUAUAGUUAUGGCAUCCUCUUAUUAGAAAUAUUUACGGGGAAGAAGCCUACUGACGACAUGUUUAAUGGUAGUUUAUGUCUCCAUAACUUUGCUAAGAUGGUCUUUUCCGAACAAAUUGUGAGUGUUGUUGAUCCAACACUAAUUCAACAAAUAGAAACGAGGGAUGCAAACUUGAACAUCAACAACGCUCAUAAUCAGAGGUCUGAUAGCAGUCACAAAAUUCAAGAGUGCGUCGUUUCAAUACUCAAGGUUGGAAUCGCCUGCUCACGAGAACUUCCAAGAGAUCGACCCACUAUUAAUGAUGUUGUUGCUCAGUUGCAUGUAAUCAAGGACACUCUUCUUGGAACUGGUGGAGUACAUGGAGGCAUAAAGCUAGAACUACCGUGCCAUAAUGAAUAGGAAUUCAUGGACGGGUACACCUAUUCCACAUGAAAUUUGCAUGCAGUAAAGCUCAAAAAAUGAUACUGCAGGUGGGUAUGUAGUGUUUCUUUUCUUGUUCUCUAUUUUCAUUUUUGAUCUUAUAAAGCAAUUUGGUUUUACAAUUAGAAUAACAUUUGUAUAUAUCUUAUGCAAUAAGAUAACCCCCAAGCACUUGAUUUUCAAGCCGUUGCAGCUUAGUAUUUUUUGUCUUCUUUUAAUUGUUUGUCAUAUCUCAUCUAGGGCUGCAAACGAACUGAAUCAAGCUGAGCUUUGCUAAGUUUGAGUUUGGCUCGUUUACUUAUCGAGCUCGUUUAUUGAGCUCGAGCUCGGCUCAAUAAAAAACUAUGCUCGAGCUCGGCUCGGCUC